This is a messenger RNA of Scatophagus argus, 3290 nucleotides long. RefSeq names its product phospholipase A2, group VI (cytosolic, calcium-independent) (gene pla2g6). Gene Ontology annotation, cellular component: mitochondrion. Gene Ontology annotation, biological process: cardiolipin acyl-chain remodeling; positive regulation of ceramide biosynthetic process. The transcript is spliced from 19 exons. The coding region runs from base 303 to 2756 and encodes 817 amino acids. The record is from RefSeq and is a predicted model, not a curated record. Lineage: Eukaryota; Metazoa; Chordata; Actinopteri; Scatophagidae. Gene Ontology annotation, molecular function: protein binding.
UUUUUUUAGCGUUGUUAUCCUGUCAUAUUGCUUCUGUAUAACCAGGAGCUCGUGAGCGGCAUGAAUGGAGCCGCUUGAUUACCAUUUAACGUUAAAUGAGGACCAGACUCAUGUUUCGUCGUCACUAGGAGGUGUUGGAGUGUCACAGGAAGUGGAGCCGCUAACUCGAGUUGUCAACUAAUGCGGUGAACCUGCUAGUAAAAAGCGUCUUUAUAGCGUUAACGUGACAGUAAUUAGAUGUAAGAAAUGUGUUUGACAGCUCGUUACUGCACUGCACCUCAAAUAAGAGGCCAUCGGUGACAAUGCAGUUCCUGGGCCGGCUGUUGGACACAGUGUCCUCUGUGUCGACUCUGUUCACCAACCCCUACCGGGUCAGGGAUGUGCCGCUGUCGGACUACGCUGGAGGAGGCAAAGUCAUCCUGAAACAGGAGGGACGGAUGGUCCUGUACAAAAACACGCAGUGCCAGUCGUGGGACUGUCUGCUUAUGUGUCCUGAGAUGCCUACUGUGACUCUGAGGCUCUUUCAGGUGUCAUCAGAGGAGGACGCCAUGAACUGGUUUCCCCAGUACACCCUCAAGCUCCGCCCCUUUUAUGAGACGUUUCCUCUGAAGGCUGAGACUGCCCAGCCAAUCGUGGACUGCAUCCGCAGCCACCCGGACUGGAGUUCCGCCCACAUUGCCGUGGAAACGGGCCUGAGGCAGUGUCUCAAACAUAACUAUGUCCAGAGUCAGAUCAACGCUCGGGAUGCGUCGGGGAAGACGCCGCUGCACCUGGCGUGUGAGCGUGGUGACUCGGUGUGUGUGAAGGAGCUGUUGGAGGAAAGUCAGGCUCGCACAGACAUCAAAGACCGCAACGGAGAGACGUCCAUGCAUGUCGCCGCCAAACAGGAGACUUCUGCCAUCAUCCAGGUCAUGUGCUCACGGUUGUGCUUGGGGGUGAACGAGCUGAACAACGACGGGGAGACGCCACUCCACGUGGCCUGCCGUCUGGGACGCACGGAGUCCGUCAAAGCUCUGCUGGGGGGAGGGGCCAAAUGUGAUGUCAUUGGAGGAGCUGGCUACCCCAUCCACGCUGCUAUGAAGUACAGCGAGAAAGGCUGCGUGGAGGAGAUCCUCAAAGCGGACUCAGGCCAGCUCCAGGCUGAGGACUCUUUGUAUGGAGGGACGCCUCUGCACUGGGCCAAAACUGCUGAGAUGUGUCGCAUGCUGCUGGAACAUGGCUGUGCAGUCAACUACCUCAGCAAGACCGGAGAGAGCCCCCUCCAUAUUCUGACCAAGAAGGGCCGCUUUGAGGCGGCCAUGGUGCUGCUCACCCACGGAGCGAACGCCAACCUGAAGGGCCAGGAUGGAAACACGGCCCUGCACCUCGCUAUGAAGAUGGAUCACAUGGAGUUGAUCAAAGCUCUGAUUGUUUUUGGCGCUGAUGUGGAGAUCCACAACGACCUGGGAGAAACACCUGGACUCAUCGCGGCUCGGACCAGCAAAGGUCCCAAUAGAAAGAUUCUGCUGGACAUGCUGUGUAGUGUAGGGGUCCAGCGGUGCCUCCCACCCUCACCCGGCAGUCCUCCCCCCAUCUCCAGACCUGCAGGCAUAGGGUUUGAAGACUUCAUGUAUGUGGGAGCUGCAGUCGGUGCAAUGAGCAGAGGCACGUCUGAGGUGGACGGUCCCAAAAUGGAGAAACAGAAGAUGGACAGACUUCUGUGCCUGGAUGGCGGAGGUAUUAAAGGCCUGGUGUUGAUCCAGAUGUUGAUCGCUCUGGAGAGAGAGGCCGGUCGGCCCACCAGAGAGCUUUUCGAUUGGGUGGCUGGCACCAGCACAGGGGGCAUCCUGGCCCUCGCUAUCAUCCAUGGUAAGUCCAUGGAGUAUCUGCGCUGCCUGUACUUUAGGAUGAAGGAGCAGGUGUUCAAAGGGUCACGGCCUUAUGAAUCAGCUCCACUGGAAGACUUCCUGAAGAAAGAGUUUGGAGAGAACACCAAGAUGACGGAUGUCCUACACCCCAGGGUGAUGGUGACCAGUGUUCUAGCAGACAGACAUCCGGGCGAGCUGCACAUCUUCAGGAACUACAACCCUCCGUCCGUCCACCGAGAGCCCCCGUAUGCCACCGCCGCCACGUUCAAGCCGCUGACCGUCCCACAAGGAUGGGAGGAUGAGGAUGUGUUGAUAGUAGGAUACACAGAGGAGCCACCCAGAAAGCGUAGGAAGGUGACAGAUGAAGAACAACUUGUGUGGCGAGCUGCCCGCUCCAGCGGUGCUGCCCCCACUUACUUUCGACCAAUGGGCCGCUUUCUGGAUGGAGGGCUGCUGGCCAAUAACCCAACGCUAGACGCCAUGUCGGAAAUCCAUCAGCACAAUAAAGCCUUAAAAGCAGAGGGCCGCGGGAAGGAGACCAAGAAGUUGGGUGUAGUGGUCUCCCUUGGUACAGGUAAACCACCUCAGGUGGUGGUGAGCUCUGUGGAUGUUUUCCGACCCUCCAAUCCUCUGGAACUGGCCAAGAGCUUCGUAGGAGCCAAAGAGUUGGGCAAGAUGCUGGUGGAUUGCUGUACGGACUCUGAUGGCUGUGCAGUGGACAGAGCCAGAGCCUGGUGUGAAAUGAUUGACACCAUUUACUGCAGACUGAGCCCCCAGUUGUCACAGGAGGUAAUGCUGGAUGAGGUUAGCGAUGCAGUCCUGGUGAACAUGCUGUGGGAAACCCAGAUGUACCUGUAUGAGAAAAGACAAAGCCUCCAGUCUCUGGCACAGCUGUUAUUGGACAACUGAAAGCGCAGGAACAUCACAAGGGACUGCGAGGGCUGGGUCGAUGAAGAAUACGGGAGCAAAGCGGAGUACAGUGAGUCGAGUCGAGAUUAGCGAGGCGUGUCUCUGAUUCAGGACUGACGUCUGUACUGGUGUGCUUUUUCUUUAAGACAAACAUGCGUGCAUGAACACAACGACGUUCACGCUCAAGCUGAAAUGUCAGAACGCUGUAGCAAAUGUGUCAAACGAGACAGACAGCGAGAGCUGACGGAAAAACAACUGACUUAACGUAGCCUGUUGAAAGGCAACUUAUGUAGCAUCAUGUGACCUCGUCAUUAACCUCAACACUGUCAUGCUUCAUUAUGUCAACUCUAUAAAAACCGGUGAAGGCGAAUGGAGAGUCAUCCAUUCCUUGGUAUGUGAAUACAAGGGAAAUGUAGGAGGAAGUGGCAUCAACCAACUUAAAUAAGCACAAACUGACGCUGUGACUGACACUGCCAGCUUACUGUCGAUUUCUCAGUCUCCAUUGUGUUGGAUAAUAAAUGUUUCCAAAAUGAA